Molecule: messenger RNA, 3057 nt
Organism: Phaeoacremonium minimum UCRPA7
Lineage: Eukaryota; Fungi; Ascomycota; Sordariomycetes; Togniniales; Togniniaceae
Product: putative map kinase kinase kinase protein
Exons: 1
Coding region: 1-3057 (1018 amino acids)
Biological process (GO): protein phosphorylation
Molecular function (GO): ATP binding; protein kinase activity
Source: RefSeq, a predicted model, not a curated record
AUGGUGGACGUGACGGAUGUUGGGAGUGCAACAGAAUUGCGCCAGCUGAUCUGCCGAAACUUAGGGCUGCCCGAUGCCGAAGGAGCACAGAUCUAUCUGACAGAGCUCGGCAAAUCCGAUCACGAUGACCCAUUAGACGAUAUGAAGCUUACAACAAACAAAGGUUUGAAGGCUGACUCUGCCGGAACUCUGAAGCUCUUCGUUCGGCCGGGGCCGAUGGCUGGCUUAGGAUUCCAGAUGGGCGUGCAGGAGGGUCUCGCACCAACAUAUAUACCCGCCGGGGCUACAAUGGACGAAGAUACCUACGCCCGUCUGAACGGUCACCGACCGAGAUCGAGCUCGUCCCCGCCAACGUCCCGCCAGAACACGAUAAGCGGCGAUCGGCCCACGGAGGAAGUGAAGGCAGAUCUCAGCCAGCAAGCAGGCGCCUAUAGGGCGGAGAUGGAACGCAAGCAGCAGGAAUACUUGGCAAAACGAAGGCAAGCUGCCAUGAAAGACAGUCCCUCCGAGGGCGCCUCUUAUGGAAUUGUUGGCAGGAACGUGAACUUCGACGAACCACGAAACUCGCCCUACGAAGAGAAGAAAUUCGCCGAUAACCUCUUGCCCCAACGCAAGGCCCCCGCAGCGCCGCUCGAUCCAUCCGCCACUCUGAUUAAAGCGAACUCGCUCAGCAGAAGAACGGGAGAUCGUAUGAGAUUGAGCCAGGGCAGUCUCGAUGGGUAUCCGACUAAGAGACCGGGAUCUGGCGACUCACCGAAACAGAUGUCAGAGAAGAGGAAGCCGAUGCAAUCCGCCCAAGCUCUCGGGGGUAUUGGCGCCGCUUUGGCGUCCAUGGGGAGAAAUCUUGGGGGAAUAGCUCACCCUGGUGCUGGAGCACGGGCAGUAUCACCUAACCGGGCAGUGUCAUCGCCCAUGCCCAAUGGUGACUUCAAUGACCGAGGUAAGGGAGCCAUGUCGACUGUCUACCCUUCGGGGCAGCAGCAACAGCCUCCGGGAAGCAGUAGUCCGCGACCAAGAACGCCCGGGUCGCCCGGCUCCAUAACGUGGAGCCGUGGCAACGUGCCGUUCCUAGUGCCCGACUAUUCACCCGGCGGUACCCCGUUGCUGCCUGGCGAUGACAGUUUCGACGGCGGCAAGCCUGCAGAGAAUGGAACGGUCGCUAAAAUGAGACAAGCAGCAGCGGAGACCGCUACACGGCGAGCAGUUUCGCCGGGCAAUGUCAGUCCAACUGCAGUAGCAGGUAGCGGAAGCGGGUUCGCGCAACCACGCCGUAAGAGCCACGGUCCAGAUGUCGACUUCACGGAAACAGAAGUCAGCUUCUCAAGACCAGCGGCACCGGCUAUUCAGGCAUCGGGAGAUGACUCUGGCGACGACUCGGAUGAUGGGCUCUUCGCUGUACCGAUCUCAUCGAGGAGCCCUAGCAAGUCAAAGGGCAAAGCAGCCGCAAAACCAGUGCCUGUCUUUGAUGGUGAUAGCGGGGGCGAGUCAGAUCCCAAUAAUAAGCGACCAACCUUGACAGUCAACACAAAACGCAGCAAGAAGAAUCUAUCUGUGUCCUUCUCCAGCCCACAAUCCAUGGGCAUCAAGACGCCAGAGGUCGAUGAUGACGAGUCUAGCGCACGAAGCUCCAAGAGCUCGAGACGCACACCUGGAACACCAGCUAGCGAGGGCUGGGAGUCAAAUGAAGAUGUCAAGUUAAGCAGACGUAAGAGCUUCAUCGAGAAAGAUGUCUGGGCCAACCGUCCACCAACGGAUGCCCUUAUCAAUAAUCUUGAGGACUUCUUCCCCAACCUGGAUGUCGACCAGCCAGUCCUUGAGGAAGGUGAGCAAGAACUGCCACCAAGCCCCAUUGCAGAGGCCGAUGAGAGCCCUACCGAGAGAACAAAACAACCUCCCACCCCAAGCCAGCAACCGUCCGCAAUCCCACCGUCUAGAGCCUCGUCAAUUUAUGGCGAGAGCGACACUCUCGGCUCAGAUGAAUCCACACUAAAGGCUCUCGAGCGGCCAGCAUCCAUAGCCAGUGUCGCUCAUCGCAGCAUUCGGAGGUCAGGCGGGCUAGGACGUAUGAAGUCCAUCAGAGAAGUUGCGCGCGGUGCCCAUGAGGCAAAUAAACGCUACACGCAAACUUCCCAGCAGGCAACCGGUGCUGCAGGCGCGGCUGCUAGCAGUGCAAUCAUGCGUCGCAAAUCUACGAAGAUGUUUAAUGCCAACAUUGUGCAGAUCCGACCAGAGCGUGGCUCUAUGGUCAUGCCUCAGAUACCUCAGGACACUCUUCCCAAGAGACAGACUACAUUCCGGUGGUUCAAGGGUCAGCUGAUCGGAAAGGGAACGUACGGCCGUGUAUACCUUGGUAUGAAUGCGACCACCGGAGAGUUCUUGGCUGUGAAGGAGGUUGAAGUCAAUCCAAAAGCAGCAGGUGGCGACAAAAACAAGAUGCGAGAGCUGGUCGCUGCAUUGGAUCAGGAAAUCGAUACUAUGCAACAUCUUGAUCAUGUCAAUAUUGUGCAGUAUCUCGGGUGUGAGCGGAAGGAGACGAGCAUCAGCAUCUUCCUUGAGUACAUCAGCGGUGGUAGUAUUGGAUCAUGUCUACGCAAACACGGUCGUUUUGAAGAGUCUGUUGUGUCCUCUCUGACGAGACAGACUCUAUCUGGUCUCGCUUACCUGCAUCGCGAGGGAAUUUUGCAUCGUGAUCUCAAAGCCGACAACAUAUUGUUGGAUCUUGACGGAACCUGCAAGAUCUCCGAUUUUGGUAUCAGCAAGAAAACAGAUAACAUCUACGGCAACGACAAGACGAACAGUAUGCAGGGCAGUGUCUUCUGGAUGGCUCCUGAGGUCAUCCGGUCACAAGGUGAAGGCUACUCCGCCAAGGUAGAUAUUUGGAGUUUGGGCUGUGUCGUGCUCGAGAUGCUGGCUGGUCGCCGACCGUGGAGCAAGGAAGAGGCGGUUGGGGCGAUCUACAAGAUUGCCAAUGGCGAAACGCCUCCGAUUCCUGAGGAGGUGCGCAUGCACAUCAGUCCACUGGCGCUGGCGUUCAUGCUGGACUGCUUUACUGUGUAA